UGCAGUUGCGCAGCUCGUCUCCAGGCCCGUUUCCCCUCCGUUCCCUGCCGCCUCCUGACGCCGGCGUGACGUCACCACGCCGAGCGGCCGCCAUUACAGAGAGCCGAGCUCCGGAGCCAAGGCGGUCGGAGAAGGAGGCGCAGCGGCCGGUGGCCGAGCACUGCGGAGAGAGCCAGCGGGCCAGCGCCCAGCAGCUGCCAGGGGCCACAGAAGUACCCCGGGAAUCGGCGGCGGCGUGUGCGUGUGGCCCGUGUGCGGGCGGCGGCGCGGUAGUAGCGCGGAGCGGCAGCCGGUUCGGGCGGGUGGCAUCAUGGACGAGAAGGUGUUCACGAAAGAGCUGGACCAGUGGAUCGAGCAGCUGAACGAGUGCAAGCAGCUGUCCGAAUCCCAGGUUAAGAGCCUCUGCGAGAAGGCUAAAGAAAUCCUGACAAAAGAAUCCAAUGUGCAAGAGGUUCGAUGUCCAGUCACUGUCUGUGGAGAUGUACAUGGGCAAUUUCAUGAUCUCAUGGAACUGUUUAGAAUUGGUGGCAAAUCACCAGAUACAAAUUACUUGUUUAUGGGAGAUUAUGUUGACAGAGGAUAUUAUUCAGUUGAAACAGUUACACUGCUUGUAGCUCUUAAGGUUCGUUACCGGGAACGCAUCACCAUUCUUCGAGGGAAUCACGAGAGCAGGCAGAUCACACAAGUUUAUGGUUUUUAUGAUGAGUGUUUAAGAAAAUAUGGAAAUGCAAAUGUUUGGAAAUAUUUUACAGAUCUUUUUGACUAUCUUCCUCUCACUGCCUUGGUGGAUGGGCAGAUCUUCUGUCUACAUGGUGGCCUCUCACCAUCUAUAGAUACACUGGAUCACAUCAGAGCACUUGAUCGCCUACAAGAAGUUCCCCAUGAGGGUCCGAUGUGUGACUUACUGUGGUCAGAUCCAGAUGAUCGUGGUGGUUGGGGUAUAUCUCCUCGAGGAGCUGGUUACACAUUUGGGCAAGAUAUUUCUGAGACAUUUAAUCAUGCCAAUGGCCUCACGUUGGUGUCUAGAGCUCACCAGCUGGUGAUGGAGGGAUAUAACUGGUGCCAUGAUCGGAAUGUAGUAACGAUUUUCAGUGCUCCAAACUAUUGUUAUCGUUGUGGUAACCAGGCUGCAAUCAUGGAACUUGAUGAUACUCUAAAAUAUUCUUUCUUGCAGUUUGAUCCAGCACCUCGUAGAGGCGAACCACAUGUUACUCGUCGUACCCCAGACUACUUCCUGUAAUGAAAUUUUAAACUUGUACAGUAUUGCCAUGAACCAUAUAUUGACCUAAUGGAAAUGGGAAGAGCAACAGUAACUCCAAAGUGUCAGAAAAUAGUUAACAUUCAAAAACUUGUUUUCACAUGGACCAAAAGAUGUGCCAUAUAAAAAUACAAAGCCUCUUGUCAUCAACAGCCGUGACCACUUUAGAAUGAACCAGUUCAUUGCAUGCUGAAGCGACAUUGUUGGUCAAGAAACCAGUUUCUGGCAUAGCGCUAUUUGUAGUUACUUUUGCUUUCUCUGAGAGACUGCAGAUAAUAAGAUGUAAACAUUAACACCUCGUGAAUACAAUUUAACUUCCAUUUAGCUAUAGCUUUACUUAGCAUGACUGUAGAUAAGGAUAGCAGCAAACAAUCAUUGGAGCUUAAUGAACAUUUUUAAAAAUAAGUACCAAGGCCUCCCCCCUACUUGUGAGUUUUGAAAUCGUUUUGUUUAUUUUCAGGGAAACCGUUUAAUUUAAUUGUAUGAUUUGUCUGCACUCAGUUUAUUCCCUUCUCAAAUCUCAGCCCCAUGUUGUUCUUUGUUAUUGUCAGAACCUGGUGAGUUGUUUUGAACAGAACUGUUUUCCCUCUCCUGUAAGACGAUGUUACUGCACAAGAGCACUGCAGUGUUUUUCAUAAUAAACUUGUGAACUAAGAACUGAGAAAGUCAAAUUUUAAUUGUAUCAAUGGACAAGACUGGUGCUGUUUAUUUAAAAAGAUUAAUCAAUUGAUAAAUUUUAGAAUUUGUAGAAUUCUAGGUAAAGAAAAAUAAAAAAAAUCAAGGCCACUACAUAAUCUCUCUGGUAACUCCUUGACAUUCUUGACAUAAACUUGAGGAUUUAUUUGUAUUGCAUACAGUAAAUUUGUCAGAUUGCUGGUUUGCUCUUUACUUGUCUGUAAGAAAGGAAAUCUAUGCUGCUUCAGUAAGACCUAAUUGUGAAACCUUAUUUAUAACUUGUGAGUUAAGUUUUUAGGCUUUUAUUUUACUCAAAAUGGCAUGUUUUUUAGGUAGAGCUUAAAUGAUGUGUUUACUUAGUGCAGUUUCUGGUUAUAAAUAUUAUAUUGCUAUGUAUAUUACAUGAAUUCUUGAAAGUGAUUGACAAAUUGGUAAGUUCUUGACAACUAUUUGUACAUUAUUUAAGUCAUGUUAAGAAAGCAGUGAAAACAUUAGCCUAUGUUAAAGUCACUUAAGUGAUAGUGAAAUGAAAUGGAAAACUAUUGUUGGAUCAUGGUUUAGUGUUACGUGCAUUGACCCAAAGAGAUAAGUGGCACUUGAAGUGCCAGUGUUCAACAUUUAAUGAAAAAUUUCCCCUUUUCUCCUUGGACUGGAAUUAGAAGCUAAAACAGUUCUGGGAACUGUCAUUUGAUUUUUUUUUUUUUUUUUUUUAAGCUACUGGGAUAAACUUCAGGACAUUUAAUCAUUACUUGUGUGAGUGUAGUAAAUAAAUGUUUCCUUACUUUGUACUGUGUUGAAUUUGGAACCAGUAGUGAAAGUAUAGCAUUUCCCUUUUUUAAGAAGCUUGAGGAAAAUACAUACAUAUACACAAUUUUGAAGUGUAUGUGUAUAAUUGAAAUACAUUUUCUUGAGUGGUCCACUUUUUAUCUGAUCUGAAUGAUAGUAUAUCUGGUGUAUGGGGUUAAUUGUCCAGAGCAAAAAGCCCUUAGUAUUUCUACAUGUUUCCAUUUAAUUAUUUUUGCUUUUAUAAGAAAUAUCUUUUUUUUUUUUUUUUUUUUUUUUUUUGCUUUGUCACUAUGUAUCCAACAGGACAAGCAGCCCAUCUAUGUUUAGUGGUUUUAAUGCAAUACCCAAGUGAUACUGACACCAAGCAACUGUUUUUCAGGUCCUAUGAUCAGAGAAUUGACUCUAAGGGAAUGCAUAUCUUGUAGUUAAUGAGGUACUGUCAUACAGAUACAGAUUCUUUAAAUCUUAUCAGCAGAAUGGGGACUUGUGAAAAUUGCUUUGGUUUUAGGAUAAUUGUUGGAUUGAAGAGAAUGACUGGGCUUUCCAUCUAAACUAGAAAGUGUUAUUAUUACCUUAUCUGCUAAUGAAAUGUGUGAAGAAAACAUGUUGGUGAGUGGUAAUUUCCUAUAAAAAUUUGUAAUUAUGUUUGGAUGGGAAUCACUUCAGUUGGGUGAUAUUGUCAGUUUCUAUUAGAAACAUGAGAAUAGGAUUUUCAUAACAAACUCUUUAAAAGAUACUUGGUUCUAAGAAUAAAGACCUGUCAAGAAUGAGUGUUCUAAAAAAAUGAAUGAACUGGACUGGUGGUGUAGCUCAGCAGCAGAGUACUUAUGUAGCAUGCAGGAGGUCUUGGGUUUAAUCCCUUACACCACAGAAGAAAGUUUUUGUUUUUGUUUUUUUAAAUUUUAUUAUCCCAUUUGUUUAUUAAAAUCUUUUUUAUUUUUACA
Sciurus carolinensis (gray squirrel) is the source of this 3663-nucleotide messenger RNA. RefSeq names its product protein phosphatase 2 catalytic subunit alpha (gene Ppp2ca). Gene Ontology annotation, cellular component: cytosol. The coding region runs from base 311 to 1240 and encodes 309 amino acids. The record is from RefSeq and is a predicted model, not a curated record. The transcript is spliced from 7 exons. Gene Ontology annotation, biological process: mitotic cell cycle; peptidyl-serine dephosphorylation. Lineage: Eukaryota; Metazoa; Chordata; Mammalia; Rodentia; Sciuridae. Gene Ontology annotation, molecular function: protein serine/threonine phosphatase activity.